CUGUUCGUCAUUCUCACCAGCGCGACAAACUCUUCCCACUUCACUCAAGACACGUCGCCGGUCAUGAAAAUCAAUCAGCUCCCCCUCGAGGUCGUUGCCAACAUCCUGAGCAGCCUCGAGAGUCUCACGGAGCUCACAGAGGCCAUUCUAGCCUGCCGGCACUUUUACGCAGCCUUCCUGGAAAACCCUCACAUACCCGGCACCAUCGUCUACUCGACCUUUGACAAUGGCGAGGUCCUACCCCUCGCUGUCGCGGCGCUGCGGACGGGGAAGCUAGGCACGCGCUUCGCCAACAGCGACGAGGUCCUGCGAUUCGUCGAUGACUUGCGCGUGCUUAGACACCUGGACCGGGAGCUUCGCUCGAUGCGACUGCAUGAGCUGUACGACCUGCACGAUCUGACGGAUGCUGUGACGGAAGCCGCCUUUGACUGGGCGAACCUGGCGUGGCACAACUAUGAGGAGGAUCACAACUGCGAUUUUGGGCUGUCCCUGGCCGAGGCUGCUCGGUUCUGCCGGGUGCUGUAUCGCACAGAGAUUUUCCUCAGGGUCUUCCGGGUGGACGACGCCUUGGACGAGGACGCCAAAGAACGCGUCGAGCUGGAGGGCCAGCUGUGGCUCUUGAAGAGCUUCUGCAUGUUUGAGAUUGAGCAGAUUGCCUGUGCGCACGACUACAUGGAAUCGAGAAUCGUUUUCGCAUCUCGUUUCAUCCUCGCCCAUGAUAUUGAGGCUGGCGCCAUGCAGAUCGAUUACCUAACACUGGGAGAGAAUCCCUUGCGACAAAAAUGGAUCACCCGUGGCUGCGUGUGGCUAGCGAAGCUCAUACGCUUGAAGAAAGACGUGGCAGCAAGAAGGGACCUACUGGCAAAGAGUCUCGACGGAGAAAACGCACACCUCUACGGUGUCCUGUGGAGACUCAAGGAGCUUUAUCGGGGCCCAAACAGCAAGUUGAAGCUGUGCCCCAAGCAACCUCGCCAAGUGAUCGACAACGAUCCAGGGCCGCCCAGCGCCUUUGACUACGCGCACACAAACACCGACAUUGACCUCACAGUAGACAUUGGACCCAACGGCGAGACACCCGACUACCCCAUCCUCGUGACGUUUGCGCACGACGACUCGGGUCUCCGGGAGCAAGCGUACGUCAUGUGGGAUCUGAGCAGGAUCAAGGACUGGGAUUUGUUCCACGAGAUGGAAAUUGUGCCCAGCGCAUCGCGCGCGGCGCCCGAACCCGGGUGGUACACGGAGAUGAGGCGGUCCUGGGCAGCGAGGCGGAAGCUGUACGAGCAGGGCGAGAGGGGCACCUGGAGACUGGAGAGACCGUGGAGUGACGUGUCCGCGAUGGACGAGGCGGUUGCAUCCGAGGAACUCUGGUAUACCAUGAGCGCCUUUGAGGGACGGCAUUGACUCGGGGAGAUGGCCUGAGGAGCAGGGGCUUUGUGGUGCGCGUUCACGAGACGGAGCGAGCAAACACCUCUGAGCCCAGAGGACCGAAUGAUCAAACAUUCAGAGGCAAAACUGCAAACUGGCAACGCUCGACUGCCUCUUGGGCCUGCCCGUCUGCCGGUCCGUCAACCCUGGUCGUGCGCGCAUCAAAUCGUCGUCACCUUCAGGGUUCAACCAGUGCAUUGAUGCGGGGAUGGCGUUCAAAAUAUAUGUCCCGACUGCUGGCUUAAUGAUCCUUCGCGUCUAUCUCUGGGAUCACGUCCAUC
Molecule: messenger RNA, 1706 nt
Organism: Emericellopsis atlantica
Lineage: Eukaryota; Fungi; Ascomycota; Sordariomycetes; Hypocreales; Bionectriaceae
Exons: 3
Coding region: 64-1401 (445 amino acids)
Source: RefSeq, a predicted model, not a curated record